GGUGCUCAACCUGCAGGAUUACCAUUAAACGUAAAAAUUCUUCCUCAAUAUUUGAAAGAACUUGGUUAUUCUACUCACGGCAUUGGAAAGUGGCAUUUAGGAUUUUUUAAAAAAGAAUAUUUACCGUUUAAUCGGGGAUUUGAUUCUUUCUUCGGUUUUUGGGAAGCACACAUGGACUACUAUGAUCAUACUACUCUUGAAACUUAUACAAAUUCUACGUUAAAGUAUGCAUGGGGAGAUGCUCUAAGAGAUGAUAUGAGAAUAGUGAGUGAAUUGAGAGGAAAAUAUGCAACUCAUAUCUUUACAGAUCGAGCGAUCGAUAUUAUCAAAAGACAUAACAAAUCACAGCCACUAUUUUUAUAUGUAUCUCCUUCUGCUGUUCACAUUGCAAACAGAUAUGCACUUUUUCAAGCACCAUUUAAUGAAGUUUUGAAGUUUCCACAUAUAAGGCAUCCCGAAAGAAGAAUCUUUGCAGCAAUGGUUACGGAACUCGAUACGUCGAUUGGAAAGAUUUUUCGAACAUUAGAUAAAAUGAAAAUGCUAGAUAAUACUAUUUUUAUUAUUUCCACGGAUAAUGGCGGGGAAGCAGCUGGUUUAAGAGGCGGAGUUGGUUCAAAUUGGCCAUUAAGAGGAAAUAAACAAACUCUAUGGGAAGGAGGAGUAAAAGGAGUAGGAGUUGUUUGGAGCGAAUUGUUAAAAUAUCAAUCGAGGAUCGAGAAUAACUUGAUACAUAUUUCUGACUGGUUGCCAACUCUUUAUCACGCCGCAGGAGGAAAUGUCACUACUCUGGGUAGCAUUUAUGGAAUCGAUCAGUGGGACACACUGUCGACAGGUGUCCGUUCACCUCGCGAAGAAAUUCUUCAUAAUAUUGAUCCAAUUGAUGGUGCCUCGGCUCUUCGGUUUAGGAAUUAUAAACUUAUUAAUGGUUCAAAUUUAAAAGGGAAUUAUAAUGGAUGGUAUGGUCCAAAUGGAAGAGAAAGCAAUUUUAUUUCGUUUUAUUAUGAAAAUUUACUUCGGUCUUCAUAUUCUUGGGAAACGCUUAAUAGAAAAGGCUACUUUGAAAAUGCUGAGCGCAAUAUUCUUCGGAAAGUAGAAUUGAAUUGUUUUCGAAAUUCUAAGAAAAACGUCAGCAACUGCGAUCCCAAUUUAUCUCCUUGCUUGUUUGAUAUAAAGACUGAUCCUUGCGAACUUGAAAACAUUGCUAUGUUUCAUCCAGAGAUUAAAACAACGUCAACAGGAAUCAGAGUAUAAAGCAGUGGCUAUAGAAGACAUACGAAAUAGAAGAAAAAAUUG
This is a messenger RNA of Centruroides sculpturatus (bark scorpion), 1293 nucleotides long. Its product is annotated as arylsulfatase B-like. Bases 172 to 1251 code for a protein of 359 amino acids. The transcript is spliced from 7 exons. The record is from RefSeq and is a predicted model, not a curated record. Lineage: Eukaryota; Metazoa; Arthropoda; Arachnida; Scorpiones; Buthidae.